Molecule: messenger RNA, 1603 nt
Organism: Trichechus manatus latirostris (Florida manatee)
Lineage: Eukaryota; Metazoa; Chordata; Mammalia; Sirenia; Trichechidae
Gene: BAG4
Product: BAG cochaperone 4
Exons: 5
Coding region: 1-1125 (374 amino acids)
Biological process (GO): protein stabilization
Cellular component (GO): cytoplasm; cytosol; nucleus
Molecular function (GO): adenyl-nucleotide exchange factor activity; protein-folding chaperone binding
Source: RefSeq, a predicted model, not a curated record
AUGGCCAGCAUUCUCUUGACAGAGCAGCCACCAUACUCUAGCUACAAUUCUAACUAUUGGAAUUCUCCUGCCCGAACUAGAGCUCCUUAUCCAAGUACAUAUCCCGUAAGACCGGAAUUGCAAGGCCAGAGUUUGAAUUCUUAUACAAAUGGAGCAUAUGGCCCACCGUACCCUCCUGGCCCUGGGGCAAAUACUGCCUCAUACUCUGGGGCUUAUUACACACCUGGAUAUACUCAGACCAAUUACUCCACAGAAGUUCCAAGCAGCUAUCGUUCACCUGGCAGCAGCCCAACCCCAGCCUCUCGUUGGAUGUAUCCACAGCAGGACUGUCAGACUGAAGUGCCCCCUCUCAGGGGACAGGUUCCAGGAUAUCCUGCUUCACAGAACCCUGGAAUGACCCUGCCCCAUUAUUCUUAUGGGGAUGGUAAUCGUACUGUUCCACAAUCAGGACCAAGUGUACGACCACAAGAGGAUGCCUGGGCUUCUCCUGGUGCUUACGGAAUGGGAACGCGCUACCCUUGGCCUUCCCCUGCACCCUCAGCACCACCUGGAAAUCUCUACAUGACUGAAAGUACUUCAUCAUGGCCUAGCAGUGGCUCUCCUCAGCCACCUCCUUCACCACCACCCCAGCAAUCCAAGGAUUCUUCAUACACCUAUAUUCAAUCAGAUCAAGGCGUGAACCGGCAUGGCUUUCCUUGCAGUGUCCAUCAGUAUGAAUCUUCGGGGACAAUGAACAAUGAUAAUUCAGAUCUUUCGGAUUCCCAAGUCCAAUAUAGUGCUGAGCCUCAGCUGUAUGAUAAUGCCACCAAUGAAAAUCCCAGCAAUCAAGAUCAAAGUAGUAAUCAUCCUGAAGAGCGUUUAUCUUCAGAUGAAGGUACUCCUCCAAGUAUUAAAAAAAUCAUAAAUGUGCUGGAGAAGGUCCAGUAUCUUGAGCAAGAAGUAGAAGAGUUUGUAGGAAAAAAGACAGACAAAGCAUACUGGCUUCUGGAAGAAAUGCUAACCAAGGAACUUUUGGAAUUGGAUUCAGUUGAAACCGGGGGCCAGGACUCUGUCCGGCAGGCCAGGAAAGAGGCUGUUUGUAAGAUCCAGGCCAUACUGGAAAAAUUAGAAAAAAAAGGAUUAUGAAAGGAUUUAAAACAAAGUAGAAGCCUGUUACUAUCUUGACCAAAGAACUCUUGAUUGAUUUUGGUUAAUUACCCUCUUUUUGAGAUGGCUGUUGAUGACAGGAAGCAUACAUUCCAGCUUUCCUUUGAUUUCAAACUUCGAAAACUGGCAAAGGACUUGGAAGAACAUUGUAGUGAUGAAUUGUUUUCAGUUUUCAGACCAAUGAAUGUAAUAGGAAACUAUGGAGUUACCAGUAUUGCUAAGUAGAUUCACUCCUUUCCUAAGAAAUUUAUGGAUAUUUGUAAGCUGCUUCUUAGCAGCAGGAAAGAAAUACACUUUAUGUGAAGGGCUUAUCAGAAACCUACUAGAUGAGACUGGAUAUAAUAUGAGACAGACAGGCUCUGUUUUUUUAAAUAGCUGGAUCACUUGUUAAAUUUUUGUACAUUGUGACUGCAUACAACAUACACUUCGUGUGUAAAUUACAGCUUGGACUUCAGCC